GAGCGCAGUGGCGAGAUGAGCGCGCCGCUGUCCGCGGCCGAGGCACUCUCAGCUCUACUGUGGCAGCCUUACGAUUGCCGUUCGCCGCCCCUCUUGCGCUCCCGCACCGAUGGCGCUCUUGCAAGCGUGUACGUCGUCGGCGCGGGGGACGAGGCGCACACGCUCCAGUCGCCAAACGGCGGUCGUCAUGCGCGCGCGUCGUACCGCGCGAAUACUCCCCGUCACGAGAUGCGGCUGCCAGUACCGGCGCCCGCUCCUCUGCGUAAAUCGGACUCGGUCUCGGUGCGUGUGCCCGGCGAGCCGAGCCGAUCAAACGUGUGCAAUGUGAACAUAGUGCAGGUGCAAGAUGCACCACCAGGUCCCAACGUGAACAGUGAGGUGCAGACGGAGAGAGAAAGGAGUGUAGCGAGCGCGGAAUGUCAGACAGAGGAGCCUGCGCGGCGGCGGCGAGCGCGGCGUGCGCGGGCGCCUCGCGUUCCCGAUCUGCUAGAGAGUGUUCCGCCGCCGCCGUACAGCACGCUGCCGCCGCCCAUGCACCCGGUGCCGGUGGCUGUACCACCACCACCCGCGCCCAUCGUGGCGCCUCUUCCUCCACCAGUGCAUCGGUUUCCGUUCCAACCUAUACCUCUCAGAUCAGGAAGAGGUGCAGCAUAUGCGUGUUCAGAAGGGGAGGGCAAUGCUCCCAAGUCGUGUUGCGGUCGACCCCCACUUAGACUAUGCGUCUUGUUCCUCGGUGUUGUUGGCGCCUGUCUUGUGGCCGCUGGUGCUGUGUUGGGAGCACUGAGGCCGCAUCCGAGAGCACCACUCACGUUACUGUUACUUAUGAUAGGCAUCGGUGUCGUGCUAGUGACAGCGGCCGGUUUAGCGUGGCGAUUGGGUGCUCGUGACGCUCCCUGCGCUUUGCUGGGGCUCCGGCGGGCAUCGUGUCGUCGCUUAGUAUCCCGCCUUCCACCGAGCUACGCUCGCCCGCACCAUCCUUAUGCGGCCAUGUUGUAUCCGGAGUUUCAUUACAGGCCUCCACCGCCCACCUACCAAGCAUCUAUGCAAGAGUAUAGACUCAGGUUACUUCUCCUAGACAGAAGUGCGCCAGCGGUGUCCCCGCCACCUACAUACAGAUCCAACUCAGCCAGUCUAGUCAGGGGAUCAACAGGAGCUGCGUGGUGUGGCUCCGAAUACAGCGGACCGCCAUCAUAUCGCGCGCCUCGUGCGGACCCACCCGUCACGGUGACAGACGCGCUUCCAACUCUCACUCCCCUUGACCUCAAAUACGCCGACGAUACGAUAGAAUCCUUACCUAAGCCUACAGAACAGGAGAAGGAUCCAGACGAACAUCUCGUGACUAUCGUGCACACAGAGGCUCAACCUGUCAUAGUAACGGUGUCCGGCUCUGCAGCACUAAACGAAACGCACAUGCAGACGCAGCCGCCCUCCGAAAUCGACAUCUUAGCACAUUUAUAACAAACCAGUGGACUUCUAUGAAGCGUAAUGAUCGAACCAAUGUGGUUGGUUUAUAGUGAUACUUCGAGUGCUAUUUGUGAGACGUGAUUAAUGCCCUUAAUACCAUAUAUAAGUGAAUAUAUUAUGUGUUAUAAUUGUGUCCUAUGCAAAGAUAUGAAUGUAUUGUACGAAUUUUAUGAAAUUACAACAUUAUUUAACUGAAUGAAUGAAUUAUCCAAUUCUCUACAUGAAUGCUAUUUCCAAUUCGAUUAAUCUCGAAUCGAAAAUAAAUCAAAUGCACUUUGGGGAGAUCGAAUUUGCCGUUGACUAAAACAAAGCCUAUAAACCCUAUAAACGAUAAUUUUGUGGUAGCGACAAUGUACCAUACAUUCAUUUGUCUGUAUUUUGUUUGAAAUGAAGUGGAUUAAAGUACCUUAUGUAGAUAAGUUAUAUAAUGUAAAUAAAAUGCACUGAUGACUAGGUUUUGAUUUGCUUGAUAUUAGGUUAGCAAAAUGUGCCGUGUAUAUACGAAUAAUAUUAGUUGAAUAAUUAAACCAAAAGCUUCACCGUAAUGUACAACAUACAAACAUGUUAAAUAUAUAGUGCCAAUGGUUGUUUAAUACACGUAUAAUAUUUGUUAAUUAUAUUUCAAUUAUAAUAUUUACUGUUACUUGCUCUGAUAUGCGGAGAAACCUCGCUAUGUAUUUGGGUCGAGAAUUUAUUUGUAUCUCAUUUAUAAUAUUGAUUUAAUAUGUGUUUUCAGCUUUUAUCUAAAUUUAUCUUCUUUGUAACAAGCUAUUAAUAUUUAAAUAGAUUUUAAGAGAAUAGCUGUUUUAAUCGAAUUGUAAAUAUUAUAACUAUGAGCACAUGACAAUCCUUAAUUGAUUAUAAUUAGGCUUGUAACGAAUUCGAAGCUGGCAACAGUUAACUGUCAGCUAGCUUCAAGGUUGUCACUUCUGAAGCUGAAAUUUUCGACAAAUCGAGAAAUACCAAAUGAUAAAUUAAUAACUUAUAAAGAUUUAACGAUAAAAAAAAACUUUUUUGUUACUGUUUGAAUGUAUAAAAAUGUAGCGUCAAUUUUGUGUAAUGAAUGAAUGAAGCAUUGUGUUAAAUGAUUGAUGUAAUUCGUUAGAAGUCUACUAAUAAUAAUGAAUCAUUAAUUAUUAUUCCUUAUUUAAAUCGGAUGCCUGUCACGUAUAGUAUUAUUAGAUAUAGGUAUACUUAUUAUCUUUGAACUUCUUUCAUAUAAAAAGUUACAAAAUUUUUAAUAUUUCCCACAAAUCGAUUUUUUCUAGUACGGUCUUCUUUAUUAUAACAAUAGCAAAAUUAAAUAAAAAUAUGGAUACGUGACGGAACCGUUUUACUCGUUGAUUGAAUAGAUAACAAAUAAAUUAUCAGUGCAGAUCUAAGAUAGAUAAGUUUCAUGUAUCAUAUCUAUUGUUGCUACUAACGAUUGUAACAAUAUAUGUAAUUAUUAUGAUGUACAUAAUGUUAAUUGUAAUAUAAGAACAAAUAAAGAUC
Molecule: messenger RNA, 2958 nt
Organism: Vanessa atalanta (red admiral)
Lineage: Eukaryota; Metazoa; Arthropoda; Insecta; Lepidoptera; Nymphalidae
Exons: 5
Coding region: 16-1458 (480 amino acids)
Source: RefSeq, a predicted model, not a curated record